UUUACGGAAGAAUGGUGCUUCUGUUCGCGCGGUUCUAACGGUGAUUUGACUCCGCGGUAGCUUCGCGGCUACCUUCAGGCCGCACCGUUCGCGGGCAUGUCGCGCAUGUCGCGUAGGUUAGGAUUCGAAUGGGACAGCUGUCUCUCGUGGGACUGUUUUGCUACGUGAUUCGGUGACACAAAAUUGGUGGCAAUUAUGGAUGUUUCGGUGCAAAAUGACUUUAUCAUCAAAAUGAUAGAUCACGAGAAGGGCAAGGGAAUGUUUGCCAACCGCCCGAUCAAAGAGGGAGAUGUCAUACUAACAGAGAACCCUAUAGUUUCUUGUCAGUUCUCGUGGAACUUGGAGUACGGAUACUUGACGUGCGAUUACUGCAUGGCACCGUUAGAAACCGCCGAGGAAAACGUUCAGAGGUUGGCGGGCAACUGUGAAAUGUUUCUGCCGCACAUGGGAUGCUGCAAGACGGACAAAAGUUCAAUAACGGAGUGUUUGGCGUGUGGCGUCAAGUACUGUAGCUUAAAUUGUCAAAAUGAAGCGUUCAAAAGGUAUCACAGUACGUUAUGCUUACAGUCGAGGAACGUAGACACGAACCAUCCUCUCGUCCAACUGAACGAAAUGUGGAAGAGGAUGCAUUACCCGCCUGAGACUGCAACGGUCAUGUUACUCGCAAGGAUGGUUGCCAUGGUCAAUCAGGCGGACAACAAGGAGGAAGUUCUAGCGACGUUCUCGCAAUUCCGGCACCACACGACCAACGAGACGCACGAGAUCGCGCACAAUCUCCUAGGGGAGAAGUUUGCGGGGCAGAUCGAUAUCCUCCGGCAGAAGAUGCAGGAGGCACUCAACGUCGAGCACGUCGCGCAUUGGUUCACGCCAGACGGGUUUAGGAGUUUGUUGGCGCUGAUAGGGACGAACGCCCAAGGAAUCGGCACCAACGCGUUCAGCCGCUGGGUAAAGAACGUCCUCGACUCGAAGCUACCCGAAGAGGAACAGCGAAACGUCGAACAAUUGAUAGAUGUACUUUACGACGACAUGGACAAAGUGGUCGGCGCGUUUCUGAACAACGAGGGGUCCGGCCUGUACGUUCUGCAGUCGUCGGUGAACCACAGUUGCGCGCCGAACGCGAUCGUCGAGUUCCCUUACUCGAACUACGCUCUGGUGUUACGAGCGAGGCGCGACAUACUGAUCGGCGAGGAGAUCUGCAUCAGUUACCUCGACGACUGCAACAUGGCGAGCAGCAGGCACACCAGGCAGAAGGCACUGCGUUCCCUGUACCUGUUCGUUUGCAACUGCGAGAAGUGCCAGGCGCAGGCGAACGAUCCCGACGUAACGUCCGACGAGGAAGAAGACGACGAUACGGACGCUGAGGAUGUGGAGGAAGAAAUGGCGUGACAAUGCGAUGCGUUCGUAACAAAAUAGAUACGAGAUACCACAAAUACUAUAGACAAAUAAAAAUUGUUUAUAACAAAUGAGAUAUGUGCACUUACAUGAUGAUACAUAUUUAUUUUACCAUUUUACGUGGACAAUGUAACAGAACGUUUGAUGGAAACUUCAAAAGUUUUGGAAAACGUACUUUAUUAAUGUAACAGAGCAGCUUUGAUGGCACGUUUCGAUUGUACGACAAAAGAGCUAGAUUACAAAAGGUUUGACACA
Messenger RNA from Ooceraea biroi (clonal raider ant), 1647 nucleotides. RefSeq names its product SET and MYND domain containing, class 5 (gene Smyd5). Gene Ontology annotation, molecular function: histone H4K20 methyltransferase activity; protein binding. NCBI's taxonomy places the organism in Eukaryota, Metazoa, Arthropoda, Insecta, Hymenoptera, Formicidae. Gene Ontology annotation, biological process: negative regulation of gene expression, epigenetic. The record is from RefSeq and is a predicted model, not a curated record.